AUGAAAUGUUAUCAGUGCAAUUCACAGAAAGAAUCCGAUUGUGAAUCAAGUGAUGCUGAAGUGCUGAAGAAAUAUUCCAAAGACUGUGUUGUCCUCAAAGAGGGUACCUACAAGGGAAAAGAGCCAAUCGCAUGCCGUAAACUUGUUCAAUAUGAUUUAUUGGUGUCGGAUUUGCUGAUUGAUAUAAUCGCAGAAUUGAAGGAUAUUGAUUCGUCUCGUCGAGUUGUUCGCGAGUGUGCGUACACCGGUGAUAAGAACUUGGACGGUAUGCGUAAGCAAGGCAAUAAAGGUGUUAAAGUGUUGUUUUAUCAGUGCCAAAAUACUGAUCAAGUUGGUUUUUAA
Messenger RNA from Anisakis simplex (herring worm), 342 nucleotides. NCBI's taxonomy places the organism in Eukaryota, Metazoa, Nematoda, Chromadorea, Rhabditida, Anisakidae. The record is from the annotation of a GenBank genome assembly.